AAAAUCGAAGGGGCCAGAAAGGUAUAAUGACUAAUGCGAUGCGGCUGUUAACACCAACACGUAACACUAUUUAACACAAGCAAAUGCCUGACAUAGUAUGAAAAAAGUUUCCUAUCCAUUUCCACACGCACUCUACUGAACCGCCAUAAAAAAAAGUGCGCAUCUCUGGUGCGCAUGCGCGCCAUCCUCAUGACGGGCACGCCUUUUCUCCAAUGAGGGAAACUGUGGCAGUUUGUAAGCGUUUCACUCAAAUCAAACCCAUUAGGUUAGAUACCUGUCUCCUAGCUCACACAUCUAAUGCGAGGAUGUGUUCUGCGAUUCGGCUGCGGAUAUAGAGUCCGUGGGCGAUGGUGUCUCUGGCGCUGAAACACGGCUGGUCAUCAUUAUGGAAGUGUAAGAGUUAUGAAGACGAAUGAUAGAGCUGAAUCGUCGGAGGAGAGCUGUGUACAGGAAGGAGCAUGGAUGCAGCUAGCACCAUCGAGCAUCCGAGUCAAGGAAUGAGGAAGCUAGCCUCUUCAACUCUGCAUUAGCACACCAUAUCCGAUCCACACGCAGACCACAGCGUUUUUAAUGCAUAUCAGUGCCAUAUCAGUGUUAUACAGUGCCAGAUAGAGGAGCCAAGCAAUGCUUUCUGCUGGGGUUAUCAGGAGAACUACCUUCAUCCACUGGUAAUUUAAGGACAAGAGACCAAAUGCAACACGUUGCUGGCUGACUGUCGGCUCCUGCAGCUCUCAUUCAUCCGGUGGGAUGACGGCGUCCUUUGUGUUCUGCUGCAUUGCCACUGUGCUGCCUGGCCACUCUUCUUUUGCUGUAUCUGACCUCACUUGGGCCUCCUGACAUCUGUAAGGCUCAUGCGGCGCUUUGUUUACUGUAAGGUGGUGCUCACCACCUCACUGGUCUGGGUGCUGGUGGACGUCUUCCUGCUGCUGUACUUCAGCGAGUGUAACAAAUGUGACAACCGAAAGGAUCACUCACUCCUGCCCGCUCUCAGAGCUGUGAUGUCCCGAACUCAUGAGGGUCCAGGAGAAAUGGGAAAGGCUGUGAUCAUUGCGAAAGAGGACCAGGAGAAGAUGAAGGAACUCUUUAAAAUCAACCAGUUCAACCUGAUGGCCAGCGACAUGAUGGCACUCAACAGAAGUCUGCCUGAUGUGAGAUUGGAUGGGUGUAAAACAAAGGUUUACCCUGAUGACCUGCCCAAUACCAGCAUUGUGAUCGUUUUCCACAAUGAAGCAUGGAGCACUCUCUUGCGUACUGUACAUAGCGUCAUCAACCGCUCUCCGAGGCACCUACUGAUGGAGAUCCUACUGGUGGAUGAUGCCAGUGAAAGAGAUUUCCUAAAGAAGCAGCUCGAGGACCAUGUGAAGACACUGGAGGUACCAGUGCGGAUCUUGCGCAUGGAACAGCGUUCCGGUCUGAUUCGGGCACGACUGCGAGGAGCGGCUGCUACCAGAGGUCAGAUUAUCACCUUCCUGGAUGCUCACUGUGAAUGCACUGUGGGCUGGUUGGAACCCCUUCUCGCCCGCAUUAAAGAAGACAGGAAAGCUGUGGUCUGCCCCAUCAUCGAUGUCAUCAGUGACGAGACUUUCGAGUACAUGGCGGGCUCGGACAUGACGUACGGAGGCUUCAACUGGAAACUGAACUUCAGGUGGUACCCAGUUCCUCAGAGAGAGAUGGACCGACGUAAGGGAGACCGCACUUUACCCGUCCGGACUCCUACCAUGGCUGGCGGUUUGUUUUCGAUCGACCGGACAUAUUUUGAGGAGAUCGGCACCUAUGAUCCUGGGAUGGACAUAUGGGGAGGAGAGAACUUAGAAAUAUCAUUCAGGAUCUGGCAGUGUGGCGGCUCUCUGGAGAUCAUCACAUGCUCCCACGUAGGCCAUGUGUUUCGUAAGGCGACGCCUUACAGUUUCCCAGGUGGUACCGGUCAAGUGAUCAACAAGAACAAUAGACGACUGGCUGAAGUCUGGAUGGAUGAAUUCAAAGACUUUUUUUACAUCAUAUCACCAGGUGUGGUGCGAGUGGACUACGACGAUGUAUCGGCUCGCAAGGCUCUGAGAGACGCUCUGCAGUGUAAACCUUUCUCCUGGUAUCUGGAGAAUGUUUACCCUGAUUCACAGAUACCACGCAGAUACUACUCACUUGGAGAGAUCAGAAAUGUGGAGACCAACCAGUGUGUGGACAACAUGGGAAGGAAGGAGAAUGAGAAAGUUGGCUUUUUUAACUGCCAUGGAAUGGGUGGGAACCAGGUGUUUUCAUACACAGCAGAUAAAGAAAUCCGGACUGAUGACCUUUGUCUGGACGUGUCCCGUCUGAAUGGCCCUGUCAUCAUGCUGAAAUGUCAUCACAUGAAAGGCAACCAGAUGUUUGAGUAUGAUGCUGAGCGCCUGACCCUGCUUCAUGUGAACAGUAAUCAGUGUUUGGACAUGCCCUCGGAGGAGGAUAAAAUGGUUCCUACAUUGAAAGACUGCAACGGCAGACGCUCGCAGCAGUGGAUCCUCAAAAACAUGACCUUAAGUAUGUGAAGUGGAUGCUAUAAAAGAGCCAAGACAAAUCACAGCAUCUCAUGCGUCAUGUCAUUACAGGAGAGUGUUCUGGCCUUUAACGUGCACUUUGGAUCUUUUACAGUACAUGCUGACUGGAUUUAGACUUUCAGCAUCAUAGAUGUGUUGAACUGUUAAUAUCGCAAAAUCAUUUACCACUUAUGGCAUGUCGUAGCUGUGCACACAUGCUGGAGGGCUUCCAGAAAAAAGUGCCCUCAAAAUGGUGGUCUCAGCACUGUUGUGAAGAAAAGGAAAAAGAGAACUUUUUAAAAACUUGUGGUUACAGUUCUUACAGGAUAUAACUGCAAACGGGCCUGUUUCAGACUGAUUGGUUCAUGCAGAGUGGAAUACACUAUGAUUUUAUUUAUUUAUUUAUUUUUAAUUUGCUGCCACAUCUCAUAGUUUUUUCUCAUUUUAAUUGGCCCCUAUGCUUUGCUUUUUUAACAGCUUUUUGUUCUCAAGCUUUUCGACUUAUUCACUGUUAACACUUGGGAUAUGUGUGGGAACUAAAAUUACUUGCUCACAUGUAAAAAGUGGUUAUAACCGUCACGGUUCUAGGCAAGAGUGUUUGGGGUUGUUUCAGAGCCAAAAAAAAAAUUGGUUUAUAAAGUGCCCCAGGUUAAAAUGGACUGGAUCCCCAACCCAAGAUCCAGGCCAGAACCCAGAAUUUAAUGCAUCGUGUUCUAAAGCAAAUCUGUGUCUCUGGUCCUCAGUGGAUUCCUUUCACCAUGCAGUUACCCAGUUACCAAUUCUGCUGAAAAAUGCUGAUAUACUGUACCUCCUGCGCUGUGUCAAUACAGUACCAGCGGCAGGCUAAUGCUACUGAUUUAUCCCCAAGGGACUAGAUAGCAUACAAUCUGAGGGAGCUAAAGCCAUAAUUCAGUAGCGUCUUGUCCAGCCACUGUGGCUGCACUCAGGAUAGUGAUUGGAAGCUCUCAUAUCUGUUAAUAUCCUGCUCUACCAAUGUUAUUUCUGACUUCCAUUACUUUAUCCAUAAAUGAGUGCAGCAUGAUUGGCCAAUAUGUAUGUGCCAUUAUUUUUAGCUUCCCUUUGUACAUUCUUUUCUAUGGCGUUAAAAAAAUAAUAGGUCAAAGGGUGGCAAAUAAGACAUCUCGGCAUCUCAUCACGUUUACAUUAAAUCAAUUUUUACCAGACCUGGCUAAUUGUUACGCACAUGCUACCACUUACAAAUAUGGUAAAGCAGCAUAUGAUAUUAAGGAGGAUUAACAAGUAUAUUAAUCUGGAAUAAUUUUGAACUCCUCAAUACUAACUGACUGCCUGGAAGCAAUGCACACUAUCUAGAUGGCUAAAAACAUGUAUAUAUACAGAUAGACGGACAGAUGGAUAGAGAGAUAAUAUUAGUUAACUACAAUGGUUUUGAACUUUGGGUAUAUUAAAUUGCUAAAAUUGCUUCUGGUCCCUUUGAGCAGCAGUUUAGCUGUAAAAAUGUAUGGCCAAUUGGACAGCAAAUUUCAAGAUGUACCUUUAUGCUUUCUUACUGUUUACUCUGCAUUUACUGUAAAAUCACAUCAAAUUACAUUUUCACAGUUGCUACUGCCUACAAACAGUUCCUGACUUAGUAAUUAGUUUUUCCUGAUGGUAAAAUUAUUAUGCCCCCUGUCGUCGUCUUCUUCUUUUUCUUUCGGCUGCUCCCGUUAGGGGUCGCCACAGCGGAUCAUCCGUUUCCAUACUACUUUGUCCUCUACAUCUGCCUCUUUCAAACCAACUUACCUGCAUGUCUUC
This is a messenger RNA of Silurus meridionalis, 4283 nucleotides long. It is a transcript of the gene galnt13, whose product is annotated as UDP-N-acetyl-alpha-D-galactosamine:polypeptide N-acetylgalactosaminyltransferase 13. The record is from RefSeq and is a predicted model, not a curated record. Lineage: Eukaryota; Metazoa; Chordata; Actinopteri; Siluriformes; Siluridae. The transcript is spliced from 12 exons. The coding region runs from base 852 to 2522 and encodes 556 amino acids. Gene Ontology annotation, cellular component: Golgi apparatus.